Molecule: messenger RNA, 1921 nt
Organism: Indicator indicator
Lineage: Eukaryota; Metazoa; Chordata; Aves; Piciformes; Indicatoridae
Gene: GALNT15
Product: polypeptide N-acetylgalactosaminyltransferase 15
Exons: 10
Coding region: 2-1921 (639 amino acids)
Cellular component (GO): Golgi apparatus
Source: RefSeq, a predicted model, not a curated record
CAUGUUCUCGAGGAAGAAGUGCAGAUAUGGAUCACGUAAGCUGCAGUUUCUCUUGCUGUUGCUGAUGCUGGGCUUUUUGCUGCUUAUGGUUACAACACUGAACCCCCCACUCAGCAACCAGAGCAAGGAAGGGAAUUUCCAGCCUGUGGAGUUCAGCCUCCGGGAAGGGAAUCAGAUGGACUUUGCGGAGACUCAAGAGAUGCUGGAGACCCAGGAGGAGAACCAGCAGUAUUACCCUUUGGAUGGGCUAUCACCUUUCAUCUCCCUGCGGGAGGAUGAGUUGAUCGUGGCCGUUGUGUCACCCACCGGCAAAAGGAACCACAGCAAGGCCAGGAGGGGCUAUCGCGUGGUGAAGCAGCAGAACAGGCGGCCGGGGGCGAGGGCAGAGGGCGACCCGGAGUCCCAGCUCCUGCCCCUUCCUCUGCCGGCUGGGGAAUGGGCUGCUGCGGAGGAGCAGCCGCCUGGCCUGGAAACCCACGGCUUUAACGAGGCGCUCAGCGAUCGGAUCCCUCUGCGCAGGGAGCUGCCUGAGGUACGACACCCGUUGUGCCUACAGCAAGAAUAUGACUCCAAUCUGCCUACUGCUAGUGUCAUCAUCUGUUUCCAUGAUGAAGCCUGGUCUGCUCUGCUAAGAACUGUGCACAGCAUUAUGGACACAACCCCAAAGGCCUCCCUCAAGGAUAUCAUCCUAGUCGAUGAUCUCAGCCAGCAAGGGCCCCUGAAGUCAGCACUGAGUGAAUACGUCUCUAAGCUGGACGGUGUGAAACUCAUCCGGAGCAACAAGAGGCUUGGAGUCAUCCGAGGUCGGAUGCUGGGAGCCGCACGGGCGACUGGGGACGUGCUCGUCUUCAUGGAUUCACACUGCGAGUGUCAGAAGGGCUGGCUGGAGCCCCUCCUAGCCAGGCUGGCCAUCAACCGAAACAGUGUCAUCUCCCCUGUCAUAGAUGUCAUAGACUGGAAGACGUUUCAGUACUAUCACUCUGUGGGCCUGCAUCGAGGUGUUUUUGACUGGAAGCUCAAUUUCCAUUGGGAACGAGUGCCAGAGCAUGAAGAGAAGGUACGGCAGUCUCCCAUCAGCCCUAUCAGGAGUCCUGUGGUAGCUGGUGCAGUGGUGGCCAUGGAUCGACAUUACUUCCAAAACAUUGGAGCUUAUGAUUCUGACAUGACCAUCUGGGGAGCAGAAAAUCUGGAGCUAUCUAUAAGGACCUGGCUCUGUGGUGGCUCUGUAGAAGUUAUUCCGUGCUCCCGAGUUGGGCAUGUCUACCGCAGCCACUUCCCUCGUGCUUUCUCCUAUGAGGAGGCCGUUUUGAGGAACAAAAUCCGAAUAGCAGAGACCUGGCUGGGCUCUUUGAAAGAGAACUUCUACAAGCAUGACACAGUGGCCUUCUUAAUCAGCAAGGCAGAGAAGCCAGACUGCAGUGAGAGACUUCAGCUGCAGAAGAGACUGGGCUGUAGGACUUUCCAGUGGUUUAUAUCAAAUGUGUACCCUGAACUCUCCCAACUUGAAGGCACACCAAGAUUCUCUGGCAGGCUUUACAAUACUGGUAUUGGCUUCUGUGCGGAUUACAGACCUGGAGGAGCCAUUGCAGAAGGCUCUAUCAAACUCUCCCCUUGCAGUGACAGCCUCACCCAGCACUUUGAAUAUAACAGCAUGAAGGAAAUCCGGCUUGGUUCUGCUCCACUGUUUUGCUUUGAUGUCAGACAUGGAAAGGUUAUCCCUCAAAACUGUACAAAGGAGACAGACAACAGCCACCAGCACUGGGAUGUCCAGGAGAAUGGAAUGAUUGUCCAUGUCCCUUCUGGCAAAUGCAUAGAGGCAGUGGGGAGUGAAGACGAGAGGGACUUGCUUUUGUGUGUGUGUAACAAGAAUGCAAACCAGCUGUGGCAAUUUGACCGUUCCCAUAUGCUCCGUCAGAGAUGA